Acanthaster planci (crown-of-thorns starfish) is the source of this 7834-nucleotide messenger RNA. Its product is annotated as importin subunit alpha-3-like. Gene Ontology annotation, cellular component: cytoplasm. Gene Ontology annotation, biological process: protein import into nucleus. The record is from RefSeq and is a predicted model, not a curated record. Gene Ontology annotation, molecular function: protein binding; nuclear import signal receptor activity. Lineage: Eukaryota; Metazoa; Echinodermata; Asteroidea; Valvatida; Acanthasteridae.
GGCAUUUUGGAAGUAGUGCCAUUUCUGAAGCUCUUGCGACUGUUCCUUUGUGUUUUUCGCCGGCAGAAAUGUCUAUCGAUUUUAACUUAGAUGGGUCUAUGGGCCACAGAAUCAAGAGUUUCAAAAACAAAGGGCGAGAUACGGAGGAGAUGAGGAGGAGGAGAAAUGAGGUGACAGUUGAGCUACGGAAAAAUAAGCGAGAUGAGACGCUGUUGAAGAGGCGGAAUGUCCCCACUGUGGAUGGGGAAUCGGAUGAAGAACCUGUUAACCAAAUCUCCUACCACGAGCUUGUGCAAAAAGCAGCCAGUAACCAACCAGCCAUACAACUCCCUGCUGUGCAGUCGGCACGAAAACUCCUGUCUAGUGAUCGCAAUCCACCAAUAGAUGACCUCAUUGCGUCAGGCAUUCUUCCUGUCUUGGUCGAGUGCCUGGACAGCCAAAGUUCUGCAUUACAGUUUGAGGCAGCAUGGGCAUUAACAAACAUUGCCUCAGGCACGUCAAAGCAAACAAUGGCGGUAGUGAAUGCUCAUGCAGUACCCAAAUUUGUGAACUUAUUAAACUCGGAUCAUGGCAAUGUCUGCGAGCAAGCUGUCUGGGCACUAGGAAAUAUUAUUGGUGAUGGUCCAAAGUGUCGGGAUAUCUGCAUUGAUGCGGGUGUGGUCAGACCCCUGCUGAGCUUCAUCCGUCCUAACAUACCCCUCUCCUUCCUUCGCAAUGUCACCUGGGUCAUAGUCAACCUGUGUCGGAACAAGGAUCCUCCACCACGUGAAGAGACCAUUCGGGAACUACUGCCGGCUUUAAGUGCACUCAUUCAUCACACAGACACAAAUAUCCUGGUCGACACAGUAUGGGCAUUGUCAUACCUGACAGAUGGAGGUAACGAUCAGAUUCAAAUGGUCAUCAUAUCAGGUGUGGUUCCAUUUCUUGUACCACUACUCAGUCACAAAGAAGACAAAGUCCAGACAGCAGCAUUAAGGGCAGUUGGUAAUAUUGUCACGGGAACAGAUGAACAGACGCAGGUAGUACUGAGUUGCAAUGCAUUGUCACACUUCCCAAAGCUGUUGUCACAUCCAAAGGAAAAAAUGAACAAGGAAGCUGUAUGGUUCCUCUCAAACAUUACAGCAGGCAACCAGCAGCAAGUACAAGCAGUCAUCAAUGCAGGACUCCUACCAGAAAUAAUCAGGCAUUUAGAUAGGUCAGACUUCCAGACGCAGAAAGAGGCAGCUUGGGCCAUCAGCAACCUGACGAUCAGUGGCAGCAAACAGCAAGUCAUGACCCUCUAUGAAAAUAAUGUCAUCCCACCACUCUGCAAUUUACUGACGGUCAAGGAUUGCCAGGUGGUUCAAGUGUGUCUGGAUGCCAUCUUGAACAUCCUCAAGACUUCCGGGGAGAACUACCAAGAGAUUGCUACCUUGAUUGAAAUGUGUGGAGGUGUUGACAAGAUUGAAAAUCUACAAAACAGUGAAAAUAACGAAGUCUACAAACUUGCAUAUGAAAUUAUCGAGCACUACUUCUCAGACAUUGAUGAGGAGGACCCAGCCUUGGCUCCACAGGUUGUCCAACAAGCUUACGAGUUUGAAGCCAACACUAACAUCCCCAGCGAUGGGUUCAAGUUUUAACGUUGGCAAACUAUCAGAUACACUCCUAUAUGUAUCUCCAACUUUGCAGGAUACUGAAACGACUGACCUCUUAUCCAGUCAUACUGAUCCAUGGGUAGACUGUCCUCUAUCCUAGGGGUCAAGAGCCACCGCGCAGCAUUGAAAGGUCAGAAACUACUAGAGAUCAGAUCGUGUCAUAACAGGCCAGUUUCUCUGAUUUGCAUAGCAGAAUGGUUUAUGUUUACAACAGUAAAAGCUUUCUGCAAAACUGAAUUGAUUGCCAUCGAUGAGUAGUCGAACCUCGUUAAUAGGAGGUUCGUUAGACGUGGCAAAUUAUCUUGUUAUAACAGGAACUUUGUAUAAUCAGGAAUGAAAACAAUAAGGAACAAAGGGUUGGGACUUAAAAAUUUCCUUGUUAUAAGCAGAAUCUUGUAUUAACAGUGCUCUUAUUAACGAAGUUUGACUGUAUUAAACUUUCAUAUGAAAUUUUGGCUGGUGGCUCUUACCGAAAGCAAAAAACCCUUGUUUUUUCUGUGCAGAUCUUGCUAUAGUCCACACUUGCAUCAUUGAUUGACGGAGAGAUUGAAUACACUUUUGAGUCAAAUAGUUUGUCAGUUUUUAGAUUUCAAGCAUGCUGUGUUGCAUAAACAGUUUAAGGCAUGAUAAACAAUUUGACAUUUCUGAUUUCAGCAUUUUGCAUAUUUGGGCUCGAGAGUAAAUUGUACAAAGUCUUUUUCAUCUAUGCAUUAAAUCUAUUUCUAACCUCAAGUAAAGCUGCUGCUAAAGUUAAACGAAAAGUAGGUUAUCAAAAACUACCAAUUUCAACAAAGGGCUCUGCUUUAUUAGCGAUACGUAUCAUAUCACACGGCUCAUUCUGACCCCAGUCAUGUCAGGACUGGCCUGGCUGAUUUUUGCAGCUAGGGUAGCCAAUUUGUUGAUUAUAUUGCUUAGGAAAUCUGGCUGUAUGGACAUAGUACUGACGGAAGGGCUAACAAUGAUGCUGUUUCUUAGACAGUUAUCAUAUGUUAGUAACAGCUGUAAUGCUGAGGAGAGAUGUACUUUAACAAAUUGCAAAGAUGACAUGACAUGGAGGGCAUGACUUGAAGUAAACCUAGCAAGCCAUAAACAGUUUAUUUACAUUUAACAUGUUCAGCUGCCAUGUUCAUCAUGUCAGCAGAAAAAGUGUGUUCAAAUUAUGGAUGGAGUUGGCUGAGUAAAUUACAAAUGUGAAAAAUUACUGAGACACCAGUCUGUAGAUGAGGGUCAGAAAUGUACAUAUAUAUCUACAUUUGUAAUAGUUGUUUUGGCAAGGAAAACUGUGCAUACAGGUGUACAUGUAGCCAUUGCCAGGCAAUAAACACAGCAGAAGUUAACGUGUCCGGAGUGUCACACUUGUUCUGUAAAAAGCUGGGAAGGAGACACCAACCAUCAAUUUCAAGACACCAAUUUUAAAAGUCCAACUUGUAAAACUAGAGUAUUCUCUCUGGAUAGAGCCUCAGUGUAAAAAAGAAGGCAGAUGGGAGUGGUAAGUGAUGUAACUGGUGAAGAAGUUUUAUGGCAGGUAACUUAAAAACAUCUGUUAUUUAUGACAAACUGUCUGGAAAGUACCGUCAAAUUCCAGUGAACAUCUACUGUUUAGCAGGUGUAAAAAUUGAGUUCACUGUUUACCUGCCAUGAAAGUUCUGGUUGAUUUGAAGGUAAAUUGUACAGGUGAAGAAAGAAGGAAAACUAUUUUCUUGUAAUUUUAUUGUGAAGAAAAGACUAAUUUAUUAGUACAUGUAAGCAUGUACAAACACAAAGCUCUGAGUUGUCCAACUGGUAACUGUGAUUGGAGUAAAUUUCAGACAUGACUGGGGAAAACCUUGUUGAUUUGCUCAGUUUAAAGCAACGAAUAAGAAUUUUCAGUGAUUCACAAGGAAAAGUUAUUUAAUCUACAAAUACUUAAUACUGGUCUGAUGUUUGAAAGGCUCUUGUUGUAAAUUCAAGUUUUACAAACAGAAGUUAACUGAGCAUGAGCAAAGUAUGGUUUUGGGCUGAAAUGAUGUCAGUUUAAUGAAAAAUUCAAACCGUUUAACUCGGGAAAAAUGUGCUGGGUGACAUGCAAAGUGAAAAGCCUUAUUUUUUUAGAAAAUGCAUUUGCUUUACUCUUCAGUUAGAAUGAGCUACCGAUAGCCCCUCAUUAAGUGGGUAAUCAGUAGGCUGCACAGUAAGACAAACAACCAGGCACAAUUGAGCAAAUGUCUCAAAGCUUCUGAAAUGACUUGGGACUUGGAUAGUGCCCUCUGACUGCAGAAGGAAAUGUGCAUGCAUGUAGCUUAGAGUAUCAAGAUAUACUGUACAUGUGUGUGUUCAUCCUUCAGUAUCUCUGUGUUGGACCCAGUGUCGCAGAACAUGAGAUCUAAGAUGUCAGUUUGAAAUCUUCAUCUCACUUGUCACCCAAUGCCUUUUUAAUUCUUGCUGCAUUUUUCUCUUGACUGCUGUUGCAAGAGACAAGCCUUGCAGUUAAAAAUGUGUGAGAUGUUUUUGCAAUCUAGGUGUUGAUAAAUGAAGCACACUUUUUGGGAACAAAACCCUUCCUUUUGUUUUGCUGCUGUGAAUUGAAUAGGAUGUAUAGUCGAAGGCUUUGGAAUUGCCUUUUAAGUUCUGAAAAAGCAUUCUGCUCAAAAAGUAUUCCCAUACGUAUUUUUAUCAUUAACAAAUAAAGGAACCCGGAAUAAGUGUAAAAGUCCUUUUGUUCAGUUCACUCGGCAUGUACAAUGAACUGUGGGUUAUCAUUAACCCUAACCCUCCUCAAUCCUCCGACAGGUGAAGGAUUCAGGAGGGUUAGGGUUAAGACAUGACUUUAAAUGCUAACUGUUGACACAACUUAAUUAAUCAAAGUUUUAGGCUGCCUUGGAAACUCUGGCUUUAGCUUAAAGUCAUGUUUGUGACCGUUGGUUUUGUAUCAUGUUUUGUGGCCUAGUGAAGUAUGUUAUCCCUAUAGCUUUUAGGCUGGUUUGUACUUCAGACAAAUGCUAAAAUAAAGGGAAUGUGACUGGAUGAAACUUCACUGGGAAAAUUGCAUAAGGUCAAAUAUGUUCGACUGUUUCAAAUUAGCAGUGUUCAUAUUUGUCAAAACAAAAUUAUGUUCUUGUUUGCAUUGGUUCAAGUAUGAAUCAACCUUUAUUCUGUAGCAUUUUGUUGGGAAAUACUGUGAUGAAUGUAUAAACCCAGUGUAUAAUGCAUUUAUUGGAGGGAGGUGUGAUAUGUAAACACAUAAUUCCUUGCAUUCAAUCACAAGCAGUUAACUACAAGGUAACAUUAGCUUGAUUGUCCAUAAAUUCAUUCAGUCAGCAAGCCUGCAUAGCAAAACAGUCCUAAGAAUGUUCAAGUUGACCCCAUUUGACCAAAAGGGAAACGAAUAAAGCUUUGCAUAAUUUUUGUGUCAAUAAAAACUGACGCAAUAUAAUGAAAAAAGGAGGUGAACGGAUCACUAAACAAAAAUUCAGGUAUUGAUAUUAACAGUCACUGGUAUCUCUGGAAUGUACCUCCAGAUCUUUAAUGUGCCCUACCUCAUAAAAAUUGAAAUAGCUUAAACUAAUUGCUUGGAAUUGUGAUGAUGCAUUCCCCCGUAAAAUGCUCUCUGUUUGUUGUUAGCCAGUGGGAAAUCAAGUCAAUUCUGGCAAAGAACAGAGGCCUCAAAUAGUUCUAUUGUCAGUAUGAUCAAUUAUUCAAAGUACCAUUGUGGAUUGUUUAGGGCAGUGCAACUGCUUAUUAUAAAUUCAGUGGGAUAGCAUGUUUUAUCCAGUUGUCAUGAAGCACUGGUCUUUGUUGUAAUUUGUGUUUUUUCCCAGCACAACUUAUGGGCACAUGUAUGUGGUACGUCUGUCUCUGAUGUAGCUUUUUUUUUUCUUUCCAUGAUAAUCGUUCCUUUAGGGAAAGCUCCAGUGAGAGAUACCCCUGUUGCAUUUGUUGUGGUUGAUUUGUUUUCAACAGGCAUUACCAAACUAACAUGCAGAUGGACACAAGUUUUCCAGAAAAUUGAAAGCUCUUUAAUUGGGGACAUUUAUCUUCUCAGUGUUAAGAUCAUCACUGACACUUUGAACUAACACCCAUUGGUUCUCUAGUACACUUCAUUUGCACAAGAUUGUACAGACUUGAGUAAUUUUGGUUUUCAAGAACUGUAAUUGAGCACUCCACGUGGACAAUCAGUGUUUGUUUUCGUGCAGAAAAACUUGUCAGAAUUUCCAAAGUUACAAGGCUUCCAGGUACAAUUCUUGUUUAAUCCCAGAAGUAUGUGUAGGUAGAGUACAUUUGUGUAAAACCCUUACAAGCAUUUUUAUCUGCAAGGUAGAUCCGCCACAUGCUUGCAUGUCAGUUCAUGAAAACAUCCUGCUGCGUGUCAGUUUGUGCAGUGUGCAUGCUCAGCCUGGUGUCAGUUCAUGAAAACCAAAAUUGUGUGUUACGCUGUUUUCACGAAGUGUCCGCAUUUCAAAGUGUUGACAUUUCAGUUUAUGAAAAUGGUGAGGAGAUAAUGAUGUCAUCAAACUUAGCUUUUGUACGUCGUGUUGGGAAUGGGUGGGUAUGCUUCCUGUUAGGAACAAAGAACCCUGUCAUUGUUCCAUGUCCAUGUACUUCAUCAUUAGAAGGCAUUUGCUACCUAUUGCACUGUGAAUACUGGUACAUGUGUUUGAUCUUUUUAAAUGCUUAUAAUUUCUGAAUGUUUGAUGUUUUUAAGCCAUUUAAAUUAUUUCAGGGCUUCAGAGCGAUUGAUUUCAGUAAUUUUAAAUUCAAAUUUUGCUAUUUUUUAUUUAUUUUUUUAACUUAGUUCAGGCAAACGUUUUGGCCAUCGACAGCACUUUUCCAUGAAUGUGACUGGACUUUUAUGUUUUUGCUGAUCCAUUUCUAAUUCUUUUUCCUUCCCCAUCGUUGAUGAGGUAAUUGUACAUAACAUUGUUGCGGCAGUUUGUGGAUCAUAUUAAAGAAACAAUUAUCCCCACUGUUUCUAUAACAUUCAAAUGUACACUGAGUAGUUAGCCUUUUGUGUACACUGUAAAUAAUACAAGGGGGUCCAUGGCAUGCAGACAGAACUUGCUUCUGAUUCCAGACUAAAAAAAUGUAUUUAAAGAAAAAAGAGGGUUGUUGCUUUUUAUCUGUUAAAACGAAGCCCAACCCCACUGUUUUGAUACCUUGUAUAAAAAAGUACUAUUGUAAAAAAAGAUAUAAACGGGAAAAAGGAAACACAUUUGAUAUUAGGCUUGUGGCAUGCUUAAUAUGCAAAGCGCUGGAAGCUAAAGUUCUGGAUGCCAUUGGCUAGCUUGAAGCUGUGGAUUUGCGGAAUGCAAAUAUUCAUAGUGCGAGGAUUAAAGUGUCCAAGGGUCAUUUGAAUACAUGUAGAAAUGAUGGUGUCUUGUCUUAAAAAAUACAAAACAAGUCUGCAAGGGGGAAGUGCGAAAUAUUUCGUUUUCCCAACUGUUUUUAUGAGCAAUAUUUUUUACUUUGUAUUAAAAUGAAUUUGAAAUGCUUUCCUCCAGUAAUUUAAUUUGUUUUCUGAAACUAAAGGUAGACCUUAACUCAUACCAUUGUGUCACGUAUUGAAAUGGCCCGAGUGCAUGUUUAUUCUAAUGUGAUCUUAAUAUGUAAUGCAACAGGUUAUCAUUAAAGUCCUUUAGUAUGAGAGGAGGCCUUGUUUUAUUGUUGCCAUAAAUCCAGAUUGAUUUGCAUACACUGGAAAAAAAUCCAUUCUCAAUAUUCAUCUGGAUGGAUUGCCUCUGUAACACAGGAAGGCAUUAACAAGCUCAAAAAGUACCUGUAGAACAGAACAUGUACUUUACGCCUUUUCAAAGUUUUUUCAGUGUUAAAACCUGUUAAUAAUUUUAUAUAAAGUGAGCACAUCUCGCUUUAAAUGUUCACAUUUCACAUCAGUCAUUGUACAUACAUAUUGAAUAUAAAAAUUUUGACUGCAAAAGUAGCGUAUGAUGCCUUAGCAGUUUCGUAAAUAUUUGACUCAAAAUGCCCUCAAAUAAAUGAACCCUCUGAAAAUGUAAUUUCAUUGCGAAAAUAUUACCUCUUGGCUGAAUACAAGCCAUUAAGUUGGUCAUUUCCUUUUCUUCAUACCAAACCAGUAGUCUUGUAAGGAUUAAAUUUGUUUUUACUGCAAUGAAUUUCUGCAUAAAAUCCAGAAUUUGUUGGCAUCAUCCCUGGUUCCUUUUUGCAUGAUGAAUAAUACCACUUGCAAUCUGUGAAGAGUUCAGAAA